Molecule: messenger RNA, 2779 nt
Organism: Piliocolobus tephrosceles (Ugandan red Colobus)
Lineage: Eukaryota; Metazoa; Chordata; Mammalia; Primates; Cercopithecidae
Gene: BBIP1
Product: BBSome interacting protein 1
Exons: 4
Coding region: 368-580 (70 amino acids)
Biological process (GO): cilium assembly; receptor localization to non-motile cilium
Cellular component (GO): BBSome
Source: RefSeq, a predicted model, not a curated record
AGUUCCUCUACGCAGUCUCCCGCCCACUGGGCGCCGCUGGCUAGCCGGGCUACAGAGUAAGCCUCCCGCAGGGUAGAGUGACAACUCUCCGAUCGGAAGUUACUGUUGAAGGUAAGGCGGCCAUAACUGAUAAUGGCAACAGGAGUUUCCUGGCUUCCUGUUUCCAGGGUGACGUAGAUUUUUUCCUUCGCCAGUCUCACCGUUACCCGGGGCAACAGCUGAGCCGUCUGGGAAGGGAUGCAUCUUUUCUUCUGUAUGCUUGAGUCAAGAACUCUCAGUCAUCUUGGUAAUACCGGGUUGGAUGCUUAAAGCCGCAGCAAAAAGACCAGAACUUUAAGGAAAAAAUACUGUAUCCAACAACUCGGAUAUGGCAGAAGUGAAGUCAAUGUUCCGGGAAGUUCUUCCAAAACAAGGGCCAUUGUUUGUGGAAGAUAUAACCACAAUGGUGCUGUGUAAACCCAAACUUUUACCCUUAAAAUCUCUGACUCUGGAAAAACUAGAGAAAAUGCAUCAAGCAGCACAGAAUACAAUUCGCCAACAAGAAAUGGCAGAAAAGGAUCAACGGCAAAUAACCCACUGAAUAACUGAGCACUUUAGGGAACAACCUACAUUAUCUACUAUUUAACAAUAACUAGAAAAUAUGCUUCUGUGUGCUGAAAGUAGUAUGUGUUAAUAUUAUCAAUAAAAUUGAGAGUAUUCAUAUAAAUACAAAAAUAUCCAAGAUUGAUGAAAUUUGUAUUGUGAAUAUAAACACGCUGGUUUGUACUGAACAUAAACAGUUGAACUAUGAACCAAGUUUUAUGGGGUUUAAGUCAUGUUUUUAGAAUUGCAAAUUAAAUUAUUUGUUCACCAUUGCUAUUGCUAUCCUUUAUAGGUAACUUUCUUGGGAUCUCUUAUAGAUAACAUUCUUGGGCACAAGGGACUAAAUACAACUUUUAUAUACAGAGGAUCUUUAUAUGUUUAUUAAAUCUGAAGAUACAUUCCAAUCUUGCAUAAAGUGUUAAUUGAGCUUUUACAUUAUAUAAAAAACAAAAUUUUUAAACCAAUUUUAUGUGCCGUGUCACGUUUAAUGCUAUCAUCUUGUGCGACCGGAUCCUACCAGUAAUAACAAAACUGUCUUAAACCUUCUUUUUUUUUAAGACAGAGUUUCGCUCUUGUUGCCCAAACAAGUGCAUUGUCACCAUCUCAGCUCACUGCAACCUCCGCCUCCCAGGUUCAAGCUCUUCUCCUGCCACAGCCUCCCAAGUAGCUGGGACUACAGGCAUGCGCCACCACGCCUGGCUAAUUUUGUGUUUUUAGUAGAGAUGGGGUUUCUCCAUGUUGGUCAGGCUGGUCACAAACUCGCAACCUCAGGUGAUCCGCUCACCUCGGCCUCCCAAAGUGCUGAAAUUAUAGGCGUGAGCCACCACGCCCAGCCCUUAAAUCUCAUUUUUAAGAAACCCUCACCUAUUCUGUGGUCAGCUAACUUUUAAUUACAUUAAUUUUAAGGACUUGAGAAUAAAAUGACUGCAUUUAUCAUCCAAGUGUCAAACAAUAAAAAACCUAAAAAUGGUAACUAUAUUUAUAUAAGCCGAGGUAAUAUGGGCUUGAUAAAACCCAUGAGGUAAAUAUGAACAUUAAACUUGGUUUUAAUUCUAAUGGACUGUAUCUAAACCUGUAAUUAGUAUACUCCUAACAGUACCCUCAUAAAUUCUGAAUAUAAUUCUUGUUUGCUACAGUCAAUAUUUGGCAGUUUAAAUUAGCAUAGACCUUGAGGCCUUGCUGAGUUAUUAGGCUAUGUAAAAGAGGUUAAAAAUAUGAUCAUUCUGUGUUAUUAAUUGGUAAUAUAUUCUCAUACAUUGGGUAAAUGUCAAGCUUUGGGUCUUUGGAGUAUAACUUUUUGUAACACUAGCCAUUACUUGGUAACAGAAUUUAAGGAUGAUGGAAUGAUGGAAGGUAUAACAUAUUUCUAAAACUUAAUUAAGCUCUAGGUCAGAUAACAAUGGAGUAAAGUGAUACCUGCAUUUUCUUCCCCAGUGUAAUCUUAAUUUACAAUUGUACUUUUCACUUAAAAUUUUGUAGGGAAAAAAAGUUUUCAAGGAACACUAAGAUUAAAUACACUAGGUUCAAAUAUGCUUCCUUAUGAGAUUUAAACUUUACUGUAUGAAAUUAAAGUUUAAGAGACCUAAAAUAAUGUACUCCCAAUAAAGAAUCAACACUGCUUCACAUGUUUUAUUUUGGUGUACAUUCUUCUAGAACCAGGUUCAUUUUUCCAGUUUUGUAGAAAAAUAGAUGUUCCAGCCACCAUUUACUUAACUUGUCUAGUCUUUUAAGACCAAUCAGUAUGUUCCCUGGAAAGAUGAAUAAGUCUCAUGACUAAUUUUUUAAAAAUUCUUUAAGACAAAGAAACAACUUUCUUUUUUUACUCCCAAAGCACAGUAUCUCAACAGCAGCAGCCAACAUGGGGUUUUUAGCAGCUUAACUUUACCCCCUAAAUAAAGCUUUGUAUAAACCAGUGAUUUUACUACAAAAAACACUGUCCUUGAAAGAAAGGAGUGGCAGUCAGACAUCAAUGCAAAACUUGGAAUGAUUAAGUAAUAAACAUGGCACUUACAAAAGGUAGCUUAUUAGAAUAUUCCAUUUAAGAGGAGGUUACUUUUCUGUCCCUCCUUUGCCCCCUCGAAAAACAAAAAAAAAAGAAAAAACAUUUCCUUUAAAAAUUCCCCUUAAAUGUAGGUUUAUAAAAUGUCAGAAAUGCCUUGUACCCAAAACAAGUGCUUAAAAAAAAAAAAAAAAAAAA